CGCUUCUACCUUUUACUCCAAAUUUGUGUUUUGGUUUCCGAUCCAAUUUUGAAGACAAAUAUUUACAUUAGAAUGUACGAGUGACUACAAAUAGUGCAGGAUGUUUAUUAAACAGGUUAUUAUUCAAGGCUUUAAGUCCUACAGAGAACAGACUGUCGUCGAACCUUUCGAUCCUAGGCACAAUGUAGUUGUUGGAAGAAAUGGUUCAGGGAAGAGUAACUUCUUCUACGCAAUUCAAUUCGUCCUCAGCGAUGAAUUUUCUCACCUUCGACCGGAGCAGAGGCAAGCUUUAUUGCAUGAAGGAACAGGGCCUCGUGUCAUAUCCGCGCACGUGGAAAUUAUUUUUGACAAUGCCGAUGGAAGACUUCCGAUCGAUAAAAAUGAAGUUUAUUUGCGGAGAGUCAUUGGCUCGAAGAAAGAUCAGUAUUUUUUGAACAAGAAGAUUGUGACCCGUAGUGAUGUAAUGAAUUUGUUGGAAUCGGCCGGAUUUUCCAGGUCUAAUCCUUACUACAUUGUUAAACAAGGAAAGAUUAACCAAAUGGCUACCGCCCCCGAUUCUCAGAGGUUGAAACUUUUGAGAGAAGUUGCUGGUACAAGAGUUUAUGACGAUCGGCGGGAGGAAUCCAAAUCGAUUUUGAAAGAGACUGAGGGCAAGGUUGAAAAAAUCGAAGAUUUCUUGAGAACAAUUGAGGAGCGUUUAAAGACACUCGAAGAAGAGAAAGAAGAACUGAAAGAGUAUCAACGCUGGGACAAGCAGCGUCGGUGUCUUGAGUACACGAUUCAUGAACGCGAACUUAAGGAAAAUAAGAGGAAGCUUGACGAACUCGAAACGUCUCGUGCAAAUAGCGGAGCUGAACAAGCAAAACUUUGUUCGGAUGCAAAAAACGCUCAGGAACAAGUACGUGCUGCCACGAAGCGAUUAAAGGAAGCCAAGAAGGAAGUGCAAACCGCCAAAGAGGAACGUGACACUCUCAGUGCGGAGCAGCAGCAGCUUUUGAAGGAGAAAACAAAAUUAACACUAACGAUCAACGAUUUGUUGGAAGAAGUCAAGGGAGACAAUGACAGUCGCAAGAGGGCUCAACAAGAGUUGGAGAAACUCAAAGCGAAUAUCGCCGAGAGGGAGAGGGAACUCGAAGCAAUCAAACCUGAGUACGAAGAGAUGAAGCGCGUUGAAGAAGAAUGUACGAGAGAAUUGGCCCUGAAAGAACAGAAGCGCAAGGAAUUGUACGCCAAGCAAGGAAGAGGUUCACAAUUUACGAGCAAGGACGAGAGAGACAAGUGGAUCCAGAACGAAUUGAAACAGUUGACUAAGCAGAUCAGAGAUAAGGAAGAACAUCAGAGGAAAAUCAGCGAGGAUUUGAAGAAAGAUGCGGAGAAACAGAUCGCUUUGGAGAAGAAGAUUGAGGAAUAUACUCGCGAAAUGGAACAGCAGAGGAAGUCGAUUGAUGAUCACAACAAACAAUACUAUGAUCUGACGAAGGCGAAGGACCAAUGCCAAGCAACUCGCAAAGAACAAUACCGACAAGAAAGUGUGUUGCAACUAAAUCUCUCGGGCCUGAAAGAAGAUUUGGCAAAAGCUGACCAGAGUUUGAGGUCUAUGGCUGGAAAACCGAUUCUCAACGGGAGAGACAGUGUUCGCAAAGUUCUUGACACUUUUAGACAAAGACCAGACAUGGCGCAUGAGGUUAGCAGUUAUUACGGACCCGUGAUAGAAAAUUUCGAGUGCGAUCAGAGCGUCUACAUGGCUGUGGAAGUAACGGCCGGAAACCGGCUUUUCCAUCACAUCGUUGAGACUGAUAAAUUUGGCACAAAAAUCCUAAAGGAGAUGAACAACCAGCGAUUGCCUGGGGAGGUUACCUUUAUGCCUUUGAAUCGGCUGCAUGUGAAAAUUCAGGACUAUCCGAGAACGAGCGACGCUAUUCCGAUGAUAUCGAAGUUGAACUACGACCCGAAAUACGACAAGGCGCUACGAUAUAUUUUCGGAAAGACCCUUAUCUGCCGAAACUUGGAGGCAGCUACGAGUCUCGCACGAACUUCCGGGUUAGAUUGCGUUACUCUCGAAGGAGAUCAAGUUUCUUCGAAAGGUUCUCUUACCGGGGGUUACUUCAACAGUAACAGAUCACGUCUCGAGAUUCAAAAGACGAGGUCGGAACUCAUGGCACAAAUCAACACUUUGGAGAGUCAGUUGGCCACUCUGAAGGACGAGAUCAGAAAAGCUGAUCAAAGCAUCAGUUCUUACGUUAGUGAAAUGCAGAGGACGGAGACUAAGAAUAGCAAAGCCAAAGACAUUUACGACAAAAUGAAGGCUGAAAUCCGAAUGAUGAAGGAAGAAUUGAGCGCGAUAGAAAGGUAUCGAACACCGAAGGAGAGAAGCUUAGCUCAAUGCACGGCCAAUUUGGAAGCUAUGCGAGCAACUAAGGAAGGAUUGGAAAGUGAAUUGCACCAGGACUUGAUGGCACAACUUUCCCACGCUGAUCAGCAUCAAGUUGAUACUCUCAAUGACGAUAUCAGGCGUCUUACGAAGGAGAAUAAAGAGGCUUUCGCGAAGAGAAUGAGACUGGAGGCUGAGAAGAAUAAGUUAGAAAACUUGCUGACAAACAAUCUGGUGCGUCGUCAUGAUGAACUUGUUCAAGCUUUGCAAGAAAUUUCGGUGCAGGAUCGACAAAGGCAGUUGGAUUCGUGCAAAGCACAACUUGCUGACAUCGAAAAGAGACUUGUUAAGGUCAAUGCCGAUUUUAAGGCUCAGAACGAAAAAGUGACGAGUGCGAUGAAGAAGCAAAAAUCCGAAUCGAACGAAGUAGAAAAGUGGAAAGUGAAAGAAAAGGAAGCCCAGGAGAAGAUUGAAGCGGACGCGAAAGACUUGGAGAAGCUCGCAAGCAAGGCGAAUAUCCUCCAGCAGAAAAUAACUGAAUGCACGCAAAAAAUCACAGAACUCGGUGCUUUGCCGAGCCACGAAGCUUAUUCCAAGUUUAGUUCAAUGUCGACCAAACAGCUCUUCAGGGAAAUGGAAAAGGCAAACAAUCAUCUGAAGAAAUACAGCCAUGUGAACAAAAAGGCCUUGGAUCAGUUCAUGUCUUUCAGUGAUCAGAAAGAAAAGCUUGUCAAGCGAAAAGAGGAAUUAGAUCGCGGGGACGAGAAGAUCAAAGAGCUGAUGUUUGUCCUCGAACAACGUAAAUGCGAGGCGAUUCAAUUUACUUUCAAACAAGUGAGCAAGUAUUUCAGCGAAGUUUUUAAAAAACUUGCACCUUCCGGUCACGCUCAGCUAGUAAUGAAAACAGCUGAUGGUGAAGAGGGUGGCGAUGAUCCUCCGCCGGAAGUUGCUGAUUCGGAUAGAUUUAUCGGCGUUGGUAUUCGAGUCUCAUUCACUGGCCACAAAGCGGAGAUGAGGGAAAUGAAUCAGCUAUCAGGAGGACAGAAAUCUCUGGUCGCUUUGGGUUUGAUUUUUGCAAUUCAAAAAUGCGACCCGGCGCCAUUUUAUCUUUUUGACGAAAUCGAUCAGGCGUUGGACGCACAGCACAGAAAAGCUGUCGCUGAUAUGAUUCACGAACUCAGUUCGGACGCACAAUUUAUUACAACUACUUUCAGGCCUGAGUUACUUCAACACGCAAACAAAUUUUACGGAGUCAAGUUCCGAAACAAGGUUUCUCACGUGGAAUGUGUGACUCGGGAGGAAGCAGCUGACUUUGUAGAAGAUGACACGACCCAUGGAUAAUCAGUUCUGAUAUUUUUUUUCCAUCAAAAACUUUUCAGAGACUUUUAUGAAAAGUGGCGGGGUCGUAAAUUUUUUAUUGAUUUAGAACACAUGCUGCAAAUUUGUCGUGGACUAAAUCUCAAUUUGUUUUAUAAGGAUCAAUCAAUCAUGUAAUUUCAGUCCGUUUAGUUCUGUUAUGAAAAAAGACGAAGAUUAAUCAAGAAUUAUGAGUUUUAAUUUUGUAAGAAUGUAUUAGUUUAGCAUGGAUAGGAUAAUAUAUUUGUUAAGUAACGGAAAAUCGUAAUUAGGCUUGUAGCCCAAAGCUAAGACGCAAAACGAAACGAUCAGUGUUUUACUUAAAUGUCUUGGAUAAAGUACUUUUGCUUAAAUAAUAAAAAAA
Molecule: messenger RNA, 4091 nt
Organism: Belonocnema kinseyi
Lineage: Eukaryota; Metazoa; Arthropoda; Insecta; Hymenoptera; Cynipidae
Gene: SMC3
Product: structural maintenance of chromosomes protein 3
Exons: 18
Coding region: 101-3712 (1203 amino acids)
Biological process (GO): mitotic sister chromatid cohesion
Cellular component (GO): chromosome
Molecular function (GO): ATP binding; protein binding; ATP hydrolysis activity
Source: RefSeq, a predicted model, not a curated record